AUGGGAAUGAUAAACAUCGAAUUCAACAAGACGGUUAUCGCUGGGUUCCCUUUGGGGGUAUGUCUCUCUGUAUUUUGGUCUUCUUCUAUGUGGACUUGCCCACGUCACCUUUUCUCUCUGCCACUCCCCUCCCAGGCUGACCACUAUUCCUGGCUUUCUCCAGCUGUGAACGGCUCAGUGGGGCAGGAGCCCCAGAGGCAGCUCCCAGAGGUGCUGAGCGGGACCUGGGAACCACCUCGAGAGGAUGGACUGCCUUUGCUUGCCGUCAUCAUUGCUCUGUUUGUCCUGCUGGCAGUCUGUAUCGUGGUGGCAGUCCACUGUGGGCCAAGUCUACACCAGGGCCGUGCCGACCUUUCCACAGAACUCCCGGCCCCAAAGCCAGAGGGUGGCAUCUCCCUCACCCACUGGCGAGUGCUGGGCCCUGAGGAUAGACGUGAAGACACCCGGCAGGGCCCUCCUGUCUUUAGCUCCUGCCUUGUGCAAGAUGGACCUAGGCUCAGCAUUGAUGAAGUCACGUAUCUGUAAAAGGGAGACUUUGGAAAGUUGGUGUGACUUGACUGAGAGCAAGAAACUGGACAGAGACCUAGGGCAAAGGCAAACUGGGGCCUGGGCGUGAGAGCUUUGGAAGUGCACACAUAGACUAAGCUGGAGCUGCCCUCCCUGCAGAGCCCAGAGAAGUCUUGUUGUGGAUAGGAGGAAAUAAAAGAAGCUUGAGGGCCCUGCCCAGGCACAGGCUGCUAUGACUGUUCCCAGUGUCCAAGGCUGCCCUUACAAAGCUACUCUCUUCUCCAGGGACCACCAGACCCCUGAGCCUCCUUCUCUGAGUCCCUACCCCUCCUCCAGCCCCUAAUCUCCUCUCCUUUGGGUGUUCAGGUAAGUCCAUC
Molecule: messenger RNA, 884 nt
Organism: Pteronotus mesoamericanus
Lineage: Eukaryota; Metazoa; Chordata; Mammalia; Chiroptera; Mormoopidae
Gene: SMIM33
Product: small integral membrane protein 33
Exons: 2
Coding region: 1-525 (174 amino acids)
Source: RefSeq, a predicted model, not a curated record